Macroventuria anomochaeta is the source of this 1718-nucleotide messenger RNA. RefSeq names its product glutamine synthetase/guanido kinase. Lineage: Eukaryota; Fungi; Ascomycota; Dothideomycetes; Pleosporales; Didymellaceae. The record is from RefSeq and is a predicted model, not a curated record. The transcript has 2 exons. Bases 161 to 1618 code for a protein of 485 amino acids. Gene Ontology annotation, molecular function: glutamine synthetase activity.
CAGAGACCUGAAGCUUGCAGCCCGUGUGCCCGCACCCGUCACAGAAAUCUGUUGGUGUUGUCCCUCGUGCCUGUCCCUCCCCUCUCUCCUACGCCUUCAACGUAGCCGAGCGUCUUCAACAGCGCUCUUCCCUUCCCUCGCUCCUAGUAACACAGACAACAUGGCCGAGGACAAGCCCGUAACCGUCGAGUCUCUGCCAGAGCUCCUGAAAGAUGAUGUCGCAGUCAAGGUUGCCGGUGUCGAUGUGGACGGUAUGCUGCGUGGUAAGCUCAUGGCCAAGAAGAAGUUCUUGUCCAUAGCAGAAGAAGGCUUCGGUUUCUGUAGUGUAGUGUUCGGCUGGGACAUGCACGACCAGACCUACUUCCGCGAACUUGGUGUCUCCAACAAGGAGAACGGCUACCGUGACCUGAUCGCCAUCCCGGAUCUGUCCUCUUUCCGCCGCAUUCCCUGGGAGAACAACGUGCCGUUCUUCCUCGUCUCCUUCCACGACCCGGACACGCACAAGACACUGCACGCAUGCCCCAGGAGUCUUCUGAAGCGCGCGGUGGACAAGCUGAAGGACAAUGGCUAUGGCGCUAUGGCAGGUGCUGAAUACGAGUUCUACCAGUUCAGGGCGCCGCAGACACACGAUGGGCCAGAGAGGAACUCGAGUGGGACAGCAACCUUCUUGAGGGAGAACCCAGUGAAUGCACUGCCCAGUCUGACGGAAGGCAUGUUCGGCUACAGCAUCACACGGACAGUGCACAACCAGGACUACUUUUACGGCAUCUUCGACGCGUGUGAGAAGUUCAACUGCGGCAUUGAGGGCUGGCACACCGAGUCUGGCCCAGGCGUGUUCGAAGCUGCCCUCCAAUUCGGCGAGAUCAGUGCCAUGGCCGAUAAAGCGUCCCUUUUUAAACUCGUCGUCAAAUCCCUCGGCUCCAAAUACGGCAUAACCCCCUGCUUCAUGGCAAAGCCGCGCGAAGGCCUGCCGGGAAACAGCGGACACAUGCACGUCUCGAUCGUCGACGCGGCGGGCAAGAACCUCUUCGCGCGCGAGACCGAAGACACAAACGCUCCAUACCACGACAUCCGCUGCCUGAGCGAUCUGGGCCGGCACUUCCUCGCAGGUCUCAUCGACGGUCUUCCAGACAUCAUGCCCAUCCUGGCGCCCAAUGUAAACUCGUACAAGCGCCUGGUGGAAAACUUCUGGGCGCCUGUCACAGUCUCGUGGGGCCUCGAGCACCGCGCUGCUUCCAUCCGACUCAUUGCGCCUCCCACAGCGAGCGCAAAAGCCACACGUUUCGAAGUCCGUGUGCCAGGCGCAGACACCAACCCGCACUUCGUGCUCGCCGCGAUCUUAGCGCUGGGGUGGAGGGGCAUCGAGAAGAAGAUGGAGAUCUCGAUACCGCCGCUGGGCAAGGGAGAGGAUGUGGGUGGUGCAGCUGACAAGGGAGAAAGGUUGGCGAAGAGCCUGAAAGAGGCGACGGAUAAGUUUAUGAGGAAGGAGAGUGUGGCGAGAGAGGUGUUUGGGGACGACUUCGUGGACCACUUUGGUGGGACGAGACAGCAUGAGAUCAGGCUUUGGGACGAGGCGGUUACGGAUUGGGAGGUUAGGCGGUACAUUGAGACGGUGUAGAUAUGAGUGGGUUGAACGGGUUUGAACGUUUCAGACGUUUCUUAUGCACUAUGAUACCAGGUGCGACGUUGGGUAUACCGAUCUAUAUGACUCUGCAAAC